CUCAAAUUGGAUCGGCUGCGACCUUGCCAGCGGACUCGCCUAUGCCUUUGAGCUCAGACCAUGCCGCCAGCUCCCCCCGAGAUGCAGUUGACUGAGCUCAACCCUCCGGACGAGGAGCUCCGCGUUGCUCGCGAGAACCUCGCCAAUAUGAAGACCGACGAGACCUUGAGCAAAAAGGCGUCCAUGCGCCAGUACUUGAAGGCGAAUCCUGACAACGUGACCAAAGGCGACGUGACAUCCUCCCUCGAGAAUUUUCUGAUUCUGCAGGCUCGCUCCCAGGCCAAUUACAAGAAGUGCCAGACCGAGCGCGUCGAGUCGACGACGUCGCGCAGGCACCGCGAGCUGCAUUGGUGGGCGGGGGAGGAGAUGGACAAGAACAUCGGCCCGAUUAAGGCCAAGUCACGGCGAGAGUCGGGGCCCCUACCCUCGCGCCCUGACAGCGUGACAGGGAAGAACGAGGACCCCUGCAAAGAGUGCGGCAUCCCGAUGGACUGGGAGCAGAUCACGUGGGCGGACAUGAAGAAGCUGCUCACCGAAUACGAAGUCGACGCCGACAAGGAUACCGUGGAUGCCCCGAAUGAAUUUCGAGCGGGCUCAGGGUAUUCGAACGACUUCGCGCCUGAGAAGAGCGAGACUGAGGUGAUGGCAGAGAAGAUCGAGACGGUGGAGGCGAACUUGCCCGCGGAGAUUUCCAAGCUUCAGGCGAUGGUUCUGAACGCGAAGCAAGUCAAGGCGAAGGCGGACGCAAGCGGGGGCAAGUACCACGAGGCGCUCAUUGCGGACUGCGCGAAGCUGAUCAGCCAGGGGGAUAAGCUCGCCAAGCUGCUCGAUCGCAUGGCCCUCGAGCAAACCAACGACAAGGAGAUGCCGAAGCUGAUUUCGCAGCCCGGGGACGUCCAGAAGAAAAAUGAGAUCGUGUCUAAGUGGGCCUCUACGCACGGCUUGGCCCUUGAUGCGGCUCCAGACAGCGGCUCCAAGAGGCGUCGGAGAGGGGGGGCAACUGACCAGUAGAGUAGCACAUGUUUUUAGAUGCGCGCUGUGUCUCCUGGGGAGCAUUGGUCGGCUCGAGACCGAUCCGCCACGCAGUGCAGGGUGCACGCCUUAGACGUGCGAACCACGGGGUGGUUUGCCAGGGAUCCAGGGUCACGACAUCAGCAUCGGCAUCAGCAUCAGC
This is a messenger RNA of Prorocentrum cordatum, 1174 nucleotides long. The record is from the annotation of a GenBank genome assembly. NCBI's taxonomy places the organism in Eukaryota, Dinophyceae, Prorocentrales, Prorocentraceae.